Molecule: messenger RNA, 773 nt
Organism: Fukomys damarensis (Damara mole-rat)
Lineage: Eukaryota; Metazoa; Chordata; Mammalia; Rodentia; Bathyergidae
Exons: 3
Coding region: 111-773 (220 amino acids)
Source: RefSeq, a predicted model, not a curated record
GUGCCAGAAACUGCCUCAGUGGAAACAGAAACUAUUGACAUUAAAUAAAAGCCUGGCUGAGGCUGCGUCUGCACGUGUACAGCUCAGGGUGUGCACACGGUGACCAGCCCAUGGUGACAGCUUCUGGCACUCAGGACCAGAGAGUCGUACAUUUGCCACAUGAGAAGAAAGCAGAGGGCGGAGAGGAGGAAGUGACGGGAAGGGGGUUCUGUUUCAGUUCUGGUUCCAGAGCUGAUGGGACGGCCAGUCCAGUCCUCGGCAGGGGUGGCCUGAAUGUACCAGUUCCUGUGGCAUGGAGGGUGCAGCCCCCGCUUGUCUGUGAUGGCAGCUGCGGUCUUCACACUGGGGAGAUCCUACUUAUUGGCAGAUGCAAGGAGGACGGCAUCCCGGAGCUUGUCCUCAGUGGGCUCGUUCACACGCCCUCUGUCAUUGCUGUGCACCACAAAGAUCCAGCCUUGGGUAUUCUGAAAGGAGUGGCGUCUCAGCAGCCGGAUCUUGUCCUAGGCACCCACAUCCCUCAUGGGCCCUUGAAGAGGUUGGCGAAGAUAUUCCCCAUCCUUGUGGAUUCUUGGAAGCGACACUGGCCGGAGACCUCGGCAGUGGCGGAGGUUGAAGGCACUAAGGACGGGAUGCUGAACCCUGCUACUUCCAGUUCUCACACAAGCUUCAGACGCGCCCGCAUUUCCCGGCCGGAGCUGGUGGCGCUGGUGCGCACGCGCACGGCCAACCCUCAACUGGGAGCUGCGGCUGCGACCGCCAGGGGGCGCCGUUAA